GUCACCACAACUUGAUCAAUAUUGCCUUUAUAACAUCAGUGUUUAAAUAUUUCUGCCUGUUUAAUGUAACCAUUAUCGCCCUWUACAGAUUUAAAGUUUUACUGCCCAUGCUACUAUUUACAUUCUUUACAUUCAUGUUUUGUGUUACUUUAACASAUUCGUUUUACAUCACAUAUAAACUGAUUGGUGCUUAAGAUGAAAUAUAAAAGUGUAAACAUAUUCAAAGGACAUUUUCUUAAGUUUAWAUACUGCCUUAACAGAGAAUGACAAUAAACUAACAUAACACAACUUGAUCUCCAUCUUGUYCUCUCAGAAGUUGAUGUCAGGUGACCUCUGGGAAAGUCAAACAUUUUUCCUAAUGUAGACAUAAAUCCUUUAUUUACUUCUCUGGUUUGGGUGAUUGCAUUAAGGGGAAAGGAAGAACCUUAAUCCUUAUAACAACAAAACAGUAAACUCUGAAAAAACACACACUACAUYCAUUUAUAAUAAACAUUUWWAAAAUGAAGGAUCACAGUUUUUGUUUUCUUUAAAACAAAAACUUUUGAAGACCUUUUGUUGGUUUGCAAACSSUUAUUUUGCCUUGCAUGUCCUCAAAAAACUUAUCACCUURUGCACACUGUCAAAGAUGGCCGGUUCUUUGUAUGGGAUAUAUUCUCAUCAUCAKUCUUCCUCUUUCACCAUCAGGUUGUCCUCAAAUAUUCGACUGAUUAAUGGAUAGGACACUGGCAACGUCUCUCACCCUUUUCUUCAUCCUUUGCGUGACUACUCAUAAAGCUGGAGCGUCCUCGGGUCUGAAAGCAGGCCGUUGCUCCUACACCUUCAUUGUUCCACAGCAAAAGAUCACAGGAGCUCUGUGUUUGAACACGCACUCUUCAAUGCCCAACCAAUCAGAGGUAUCAGCUCUGCAGCUGGCGCUCAGACGACAGCAGGAGCAACUGGGGAAGCUCCAGAGUCAAAUGGAGCAUGAAGGGUCUCUUGUCGCAGAGGUGAGAGCCUUGCGCAAAGAGAGCAGCGGCAUGAAUUCCCGUAUUGCCCAACUUUACGCCCAGCUGCUGCGUGAAGUCACCCAUAAGAAGGACCAGGCUUUGGAGCACCAAAGGUUGGAGAGCCUCCUCCUGAAUGCGACGACACAUGCUUUGCAGGUGUCCAGUAGCUACAGGGAACUGGAGAAGAAAUAUGGAGCACUCACCUCCAUGAUGAGCUCCCAAAACCAGGUUAUCACCAAACUGGAGAAACAGUGCCAGUGCAGGGACUCCAGCCAGCCUUCGGUGGCGAUGACUGAACCCCCCAAAAAUCGUAGUAAUGAUCACCGCAACUACAGCGUCAAGGCCACCAUCCUGACCAAUGACGUUCAGAGGGACCAGAGUGCUCCUUUACACCAACUACAAGCAGAAACAGUCGGAGAUCAGCCCUUCUCUACUAUCAGUCCUCCUACUGAACUGCCUCUCGUUGGCUUCCCUCUCACUAAAUCCCCAGGGCCAUGGCGGGACUGCCAGCAUGUUCUGGAUUCAGGCGAGACCACCAGUGGGAUUUACCUGAUUCAUCUUCAGAGUCCCAACCGACUCUUUCAGGCCUGGUGUGAGCAGAGUCAGGCUCAGGGUGGGUGGACUGUCAUCCAGAGGAGACAGGAUGGGUCAGUCAACUUCUUCAGGUCUUGGGAGCAGUAUAAGCAAGGCUUUGGAAACCUAAAUGGUGAGUACUGGCUUGGCCUGGAACACCUCUACUGGCUGACCCAGCAGGCCAAGUACAAACUCCGGGUGGUCUUAGAAGACUGGCAGGCCCGGCAGGUGUCUGCUGAAUAUGACAGCUUCCACCUGGAACCGGAGAACGACUGGUACCGCCUGCGCUUGGGACAAUACCACGGCAAUGCAGGGGACUCCCUGUCAUGGCACAACAACAAGGCCUUCACCACACUGGACCGUGACAAGGACAGCUAUCCAGGUAACUGCGCUCAUUACCAGAAAGGAGGCUGGUGGUAUCACAUGUGCGCGCACUCCAAUCUGAAUGGCGUGUGGUAUCGGGGUGGACAUUAUCGAAGCCGCUACCAAGAUGGGGUCUACUGGGCUGAGUUCCAUGGAGGGUCCUACUCCCUGAAGAAAGUUUCCAUGAUGAUCAAACCCACCUAGCUGCAUUACUGCAGGAAAUCACAAGGGAUAGCACUGACAAGGAUAAAGAAGAUGAAGAGAAAGUUAAACAUUAUGAAUCAAAUGCAUAGUUACAGAAAUGUUUUAACACAAAUGCCUUAGCUGACAUAAAUCGUUGAGUUACGAAUGAUGACUAAGUCAUUGGUGUGACGCAGAUGUUUCCUUCUCUCUCUGCUCAGAUAUAUCUGACUCAAGUAAUUGAAAGCGGCUGUAGUGAAAACAAAAACACUUUUCCCCACAUUGCUGCUUGUGGACUUAGACAGUUUUCUCUGACGCCCUGAUCCCUCCGUGGUUGUUUGACAUUUUUGGUGUUAUCGCCUCAGCUCUACACAGAGGUUUGGUUGGUUCAUUGAUGCAGCUACAGAAUGUGGUUAGAAUAUUUCUAGAUCUUUUUACAUAUUAGAUCACUCUUCCUCUGUCUCUUUUUAAAACUGCUGCUUCUCUCUUGGUCAGUCUUAAUAAUUGCAUUGUGUCCUACAUGCCCUUCUCUCUGUAGUCAUCACUGGUUUUAUUGUUACAUGGAGACAGAUUGUUGAUUUCAUGCCGCGUCACCAGAUUUCUUAUUUCUGUUGGCUACCAUUAGUGGUCAGUGAUUCACUCCAGUUUUAUCAAUGAGAUUCUGUGUGAUGUUAUCCAGUAUGUACCAACUUAGUCAUUGGAUUAGCAUUUAGACAACAGAUAUGGAAACCUUAAAGCAAAUAAAGAUUUACAUCUUGGCAAUAGCAUUAGUCUCUUAAAGUAACCUAUUGAAGCUUUGACUGGCCAGCUUGUUCAGCCACUUUCAAGAGAAGGCAGUAUUGAUCAAAACCUAUGUUGUACUAGUUUCUUAAAAAUAAACACAAUAAAAAAAUG
Poecilia reticulata (guppy) is the source of this 2996-nucleotide messenger RNA. The record is from RefSeq and is a predicted model, not a curated record. NCBI's taxonomy places the organism in Eukaryota, Metazoa, Chordata, Actinopteri, Cyprinodontiformes, Poeciliidae.